Nymphaea colorata (pocket water lily) is the source of this 1055-nucleotide messenger RNA. Its product is annotated as chromophore lyase CRL, chloroplastic. NCBI's taxonomy places the organism in Eukaryota, Viridiplantae, Streptophyta, Magnoliopsida, Nymphaeales, Nymphaeaceae. Bases 229 to 1017 code for a protein of 262 amino acids. Gene Ontology annotation, biological process: protein-phycocyanobilin linkage. The transcript is spliced from 9 exons. Gene Ontology annotation, molecular function: lyase activity. The record is from RefSeq and is a predicted model, not a curated record.
CAGAGAGGGAGAGCGAGACGGGGAGACAGGAAAAGAAAGAGAAAGGGAAGAGAGUGAUGGAAAUCCAAAUUCCCGCCUCACGUUUGGAUGAUAGCGUGGCGACAAGGGAGUGGAGGAAAAUGACGAAGAAAGCCGUCCCCACUUGAGAUUCUCUCUCUCUUUCUCUCUGUCUCUCUCGCCGUCGGAAAACGAAGGCUGGUGGGUUGCGACGACGGGAGCCCUCGAGGGAUGGGCUCGGCAGGGAAUGGGCGGAACAAGGCGAGGGGAAUCGUCCUGAAGGCGCUCGCCCUCAUCGGCGGGGCAAUUCUCCUCAGGAAGCUCACGCGGUCCGCCACCCGAUGGGACCACGCCCGUGUCGUCGCCAACGCUCUCUCCGGCGAGAAGUUUUCUUACGAACAGGCAUGUAGGGAUCCCACCAAUUACUUCAAUCUGAGGAUGCUUACAUGCCCAGCAGCAGUGACGUUGGAUGGUUCAAAGGUUUUGUAUUUUGAACAGGCAUUCUGGAGAACUCCUGAGAAGCCUUUUCGGCAGAGGUUUUAUAUGGUGAAGCCUUGUUCUAAAGAGAUGAAGUGUGAUGUUGAGGUUGGUUCCUAUGCUAUUCGAGAUGUUGAAGAGUACAAAAAUUUCUGCGAGAGGCCAAAGAGUCAGCGUCCUCAGGCUGAAGAAGUUAUUGAGGAUGUUGCAGAGCACUUAAAUACUAUAUAUCUUUCACGUUGUCAACGUGGUAAACGCUGCUUAUAUGAAGGGUCUACUCCACCUGGUGGUUUUCCUAAUUCAUGGAAUGGAGCUUCAUACUGCACAUCUGAACUUGCUAUCCUUAGAAAUGGCGAGGUACAUACUUGGGACAGAGGAUAUAAUGAUGAUGGCACCCAGGUUUGGGGUGGAAAAGCUGGGCCGUAUGAGUUUAAACCAACACACAGUUCCUCUGUCAAUGACAUGUACUCUCCUUUAAAUUUUGCCCCCGUUGUGUCCUUGGAAAAGAAGAUAGAUGAUUCUUUUGCCAUGCGAGGUUUAUAAUUGUUAUGAUAGUAGCGCCCAUGAUGUAAAUUUUGAUA